GGGGGGGGGAUGGCACUGCGUUGGACGCGGACCGCCCGUGCGUGUGAGCGUGUCCUCCUCGGUGGUCUAUUAAGGUUUUAAUUAGCGGAUAAGAUGGCCAUUGUUGACGUUUAAGACUGGGAGAGACCGAACUGCACCGCCCCGGCAUGGAAAAGCACGCCUGGUUUGAAGACCUCUGAUCCUAUCGGCUCCUCAGCCAGCCAGGCGACAUCCAGGCUCCCCUAGGAAGGAGAGACCGUACUGCGAGGACAAGAAGAGGAGCUUCCACUUGCGCUGCUUCCCAGUCACCAUGUCUAUACCCAGCAUCAGCCCAGAGCGAGAGGGCUCCGGCGGGGUUCCUUCACACCUCGAGUGUCCCUCCUCUCCUCCAGCUUUGGAUCCAGACCCACUGUCGACGGGCAGCCCCGUCCUCAGCCCAGACUCCUCUUCCCAUGAUACAUUGCUGUCAGCGUCAGCCAUGUCACCGGCAGACUCGGAGAACCUCAGUCCAGAUGAACUGGAGCUGCUUGCCAAACUUGAGGAGCAGAACAGGUUACUGGAGGCUGACUCCAAGUCCAUGCGCUCCAUGACAGGCUCGCGGCGCAACAGCGGCUCUUCGCUGGUGUCGAGCUCAUCUGCCUCGUCCAAUCUCUCCCACCUGGAGGAGGACACCUGGAUCCUUUGGGGCCGCAUCGUCAACGAGUGGGAGGAAUGGAGACGCAAGAAGGACAAACUCCUCAAGGAGUUGAUUAGGAAGGGCAUUCCUCAUCACUUCCGUGCCAUCGUGUGGCAGCUGCUGGGCAACGCCACGGACAUGCCAGUGAAGAAUCAGUAUUCAGAGUUGCUGAAGAUGUCGUCCCCUUGCGAGAAGCUCAUCCGUCGAGACAUCGCACGCACCUACCCCGAGCACGAGUUCUUCAAAGGUCAGGACAGCCUGGGCCAGGAGGUCCUCUUUAACGUGAUGAAGGCGUACUCCCUUGUGGAUCGAGAGGUGGGCUACUGCCAAGGCAGCGCGUUUAUUGUUGGUCUCCUACUCAUGCAGAUGCCUGAAGAGGAGGCGUUUUGCGUCUUUGUGCGUCUGAUGCAGGAAUACCGUCUUAGAGAGCUUUUCAAGCCCAGUAUGGCCGAAUUGGGCCUCUGCAUCUACCAGUUUGAGUAUCUUCUGCAGGAGCAACUUCCAGAGCUUAACGUCCAUUUCCGGUCCCAGAGUUUUCAUACAUCCAUGUAUGCAUCAUCCUGGUUCCUCACCUUGUUCCUCACUUUCCUCCCUCUGCCUGUUGCCACACGUAUAUUUGACAUUUUUAUGUACGAGGGCCUGGAGAUCAUCUUCCGUGUAGGCAUGGCCAUCCUGCAGUACAACCAGACGGACCUCAUUCAGCUGGACAUGGAGGGCAUGUCGCAGCAUUUCCAGAAGGUGAUCCCCCACCAGUUUGACAGCUGCCCAGACAAGCUGAUCCUCAGGGCCUACCAGAUCAAAUACAACCCCAAGAGAAUGAAAAAGCUUGAGAAAGAGUAUACCACCAUCAAGAACAAAGAAAUGGAGGAACAAAUUGAGAUCAAGAGGCUGCGUACAGAAAAUCGACUGCUGAAACAGAGGAUUGAGACCCUAGAGAAGGAGAGUGCUGCUCUGGCAGACAGACUCAUACAGGGUCAGGUGACCAGGGCGCAGGAAGCGGAGGAGAACUACGUGAUCAAGCGUGAACUGGCGGUGGUGAGGCAACAGUACAACACAGCCAGCGAGAGCCUGGAGAAGGCGCAGGACACCAUUAGAGAUCUGCAACAACAGAAGUACACAGAGCAGUUUGUGAGCGGUCUGCAGACGCAACUGGAACAGUCCAAGCUGCGUGAGGCUGAGCUGCAGGGAGCGCUAAAGGAAAUGCAAGACAAGGUGCUGGAUCUUGAAAAGAGGAGCAGCUGUUUACCUGAUGAAAACAACAUGGCAGCUAUGAAGGAGGAGAUGAAACAGAUGAAGCUGCGGGAGCUGGAGACGCUGCGUUCAUUUAGAGAGAUGCAGGACUCUGUCACCGAGCUCAAUCAGCGCUGGCAGCAUCACAUGUCCCGCGGCGGUGGUACUGGAGGCGGCGGCAGCCACUGGAAGGAAUCCCCGAAGAAGAACGCCAUGAAUGAGCUGCAAGACAAGCUGAUGACCAUCCGACUGAGGGAGGCACAAGCCCAGGCUGAGCUCAGAGAGGUCAAACUGAAAGCUGUUCAACUGGAGAGCCAGAAUCAGAUCCACAGCAAAUUGAUCGGUCGCCUUGAGCAGGAGCGUUCCGCCCUUCAGGAUCGGCUCCAGAUGCUGUCUAAUCAGAACAAAGCUGUUCAGGCCCAGCUCAACGAGAUGAAACGGAAGCAGGCCGAAUGGGACUGCAAGAAUAAAGAGGAGGUGAUGGCGGUGCGACUGAGGGAAGCAGACAGCAUGGCUGCCAUUGCUGAGCUCCGGCAGAAGAUAGCAGAGCUUGAAAUACAGAAGGAAGCAGGGCUGAUCCAGGGCCAGCUGAACCACUCUGACUCCAGACAGUAUAUCAACCGGCUCAGGGACCAGAUCACUGAGCUCAAAAAUGAGAUCAGGCAGAUGCGCGGGCAAAAGGCGGGGGCGCCCAGCUCCAGGCUCACCAACGCAGGCGCCAACUACCAGGACCUCUGCCUGGCCAGCCCCGCCUCCGCUGAGGGGGACUACCUGAGUUCGGACGACGACCUUCUCCACAGCCCGCUCCCUGCCAACGCCCUUUACCCAGCCAUACCGGUUCCGUGUCACCCGUCCGCCCGCCUGGACAGUGAAGGCAGCACAGACAGCGAGGCAGAGGAGCAGAUAACCCCCGAGCCACAGCAGCUGUACGGCAGCAUGGUGUGUGCCGAGGCCAUGGAGAAUUGAGGCCUGCGAGAAGAGGACCUCAGAAACUGUCCUUUCUGGUACAUAUGUAACCCAACACACAACAACAGGCUGAAACUGGAACUUCAGAACUUUUUGCUGCUCAACAUGGACCACUUGUCCUAAAUCUAUUGACUAUGACAAACAAAAAGCAGGGCCCUGCUAAAACUCUUUUUUUUUUUUUCCUGAUUCAGUCUCGGACAUCUUGAUAUCCCAUCAUGAGAAAGGCGCACACCUGUCUCCCCUGCCUUCUCCAACAAGGUCUAUCAACCAUCCAUGGAGCCCUCACGUGCUAAAUGAAAGAGAGCAGUGGAAUAUCACCAAAUACAUCUUGUCCUCAUGACCAUUUCAACACACACGGUGUUCAAAGUGCAAACAUGAAAAAAAGAAAAAGAAAAGUUGCCAAAUCUUUUGUUUUUGUAUUUUAAAGUAAUUUGUACGUUAUGUAAUUUAUUUUGAUAUUGUUUUUAAUAUGUCAGUAUGAAACCAUAGGACUGGCAGAGGCCUCCCCCCUCCCAAGCCCACCUUGUGUGCCAACCCGGAGCCGCCUGUUUACUGUGACGCUAGCUGAGACGCUAACUGUGCUGCUAUGCUCAUUUGCAUACUGAGGUGUAACCGAUUACGACCGCGUGCCGUCCGUCACCCAGUGUGUGUGUUUGUGGUAAAAGAAACAAAGUGUGACAUUUUAUGCAAAAUGUAAUAGCCCCACUAUACGCCAAUAACAAAACUAUAAUGUCCAAGAGUAUUGUACAUAUAAACAACCACUGUGGAGUGCAAAAA
Nerophis lumbriciformis (worm pipefish) is the source of this 3628-nucleotide messenger RNA. RefSeq names its product ecotropic viral integration site 5 like (gene evi5l). Gene Ontology annotation, biological process: regulation of GTPase activity. Gene Ontology annotation, molecular function: small GTPase binding; GTPase activator activity. The record is from RefSeq and is a predicted model, not a curated record. NCBI's taxonomy places the organism in Eukaryota, Metazoa, Chordata, Actinopteri, Syngnathiformes, Syngnathidae.